AUGAAAGUUCGCUUUGACCAGCUCAAAAAGGCAGAACAAGACAGUUAUGACUAUUCACCUUUGCCUCGAAUCACAUGGCACUCUUCCCUCAUGGGUGUACUUGUAUCUAUGGGCGGUUUAAUUUUCGGAUACGACACAGGUCAAAUUUCUGGUUUCCUUGAAAUGUCCGACUUCUUGAACCGUUUUGGUCAAAGAGACCAAAAUGGCACGCAAUACUUCAGCAACGUGCGGUCCGGGCUCAUUGUCGGUUUGCUCUCGAUUGGAACCCUCAUCGGUGCUUUGGUCGCUGCACCAAUAGCUGAUCGGAUUGGGCGGCGUUUAUCGAUAUCUUUAUGGAGCGUGGUUGUGUCCGUGGGUUUCGUGAUUCAAAUUGCAUCAGUAACGGCUUGGUACCAGUUAAUGAUCGGCCGUCUGGUUGCAGGUCUUGGGGUUGGUGCACUCAGUCUGCUCGUGCCUAUGUAUCAAGCUGAAACUGCGCCACCGUGGAUUCGAGGUGCCCUGGUCUGCACUUAUCAGUUAUUCAUCACUCUAGGGAUUUUCUUGGCCGCCUGUUUCAAUUAUGGCACCUACACGCAUCAGCCAGAUAACUCUGGCUCCUGGCGUAUUGUUGUCGGACUUGGAUGGGUAUGGACACUCAUUCUGGGUCUUGGCAUCUUACUUUUCCCCGAGACGCCUCGCUACGCAUACCGUCACGGCCGCACCCAGGAAGCCAAAGAAACGCUGUGCAAGGUUUACGGCGCUCCUGCAAAUCAUUACAGCAUCCACAUUCAACUAGAAGAGAUAGAGAACAAACUCCGGUCCGAAACCCAUAGUUCUGGUGGAAUGAUCCGUGAGUUUGCCGGGAUGUUCAAGGCACCGCGGAUGUCCUACCGCAUUGCUUUAGGGAUGACACUACAGGCUUUCCAGCAGCUUACAGGCGCCAACUAUUUCUUUUACUAUGGGACGACUAUAUUCAGGUCUGUGCAGAUCAACUCAUUUGUUACCCAGAUGAUAUUGAACGGUAUCAAUUUUGGCACGACUUUUAUUGGCCUUUACUUGAUCGAGCAUUACGGCCGGAGAAAAUCUCUCAUUGCAGGAAGCGCCUGGAUGUUCAUUUGCUUCUUGAUCUUUGCAUCCGUUGGUCACUUUUCUCUCAACAUCGACCGACCUGAACUGACACCCCCGCCUGGUAUUGCUCUUAUUGUUUUUGCCUGCCUUUUCAUUCUCGGAUAUGCGACAACUUGGGGUCCGAUGAUCUGGACCGUCCAAGCAGAAAUCUUCCCAUCGCGCUACAGAGCAACGGCAAUGGCGCUCUCAACAGCAAGCAACUGGACAUGGAAUUUCCUGAUAGCUUUCUUCACGCCAUUUAUUACGAGCGCCAUUGAUUUUCGAUAUGGCUACGUGUUUGCAGGUUGCAAUUUUGCUGCCGCAGUUAUCGUGUACUUUUUCUUGAUUGAAGGGCAAGGCAAAACACUGGAGGAGAUCGACACUAUGUAUAUCCAGCAUGUCGCCCCAUGGCGUAGCUCGAAGUGGGUUCCGCCGGCAUCAUUGGAAGAGGGAUCGCUGGAAGAGGGUAAAAAGACCAGCAGCACUGCUGGACCAGAGGCCGCCGCGGAACAUUUGGAGACUGCCGCGCAGCAUUGA
This is a messenger RNA of Aspergillus glaucus CBS 516.65, 1623 nucleotides long. Its product is annotated as sugar porter family MFS transporter. Gene Ontology annotation, biological process: transmembrane transport; carbohydrate transport. The coding region runs from base 1 to 1623 and encodes 540 amino acids. Gene Ontology annotation, cellular component: plasma membrane. The record is from RefSeq and is a predicted model, not a curated record. Gene Ontology annotation, molecular function: carbohydrate:proton symporter activity. The transcript is spliced from 5 exons. NCBI's taxonomy places the organism in Eukaryota, Fungi, Ascomycota, Eurotiomycetes, Eurotiales, Aspergillaceae.